Carlito syrichta (Philippine tarsier) is the source of this 4326-nucleotide messenger RNA. It is a transcript of the gene BAG4, whose product is annotated as BCL2 associated athanogene 4. NCBI's taxonomy places the organism in Eukaryota, Metazoa, Chordata, Mammalia, Primates, Tarsiidae. The coding region runs from base 276 to 1538 and encodes 420 amino acids. The transcript has 4 exons. Gene Ontology annotation, cellular component: cytoplasm; cytosol; nucleus. The record is from RefSeq and is a predicted model, not a curated record. Gene Ontology annotation, molecular function: adenyl-nucleotide exchange factor activity; protein-folding chaperone binding. Gene Ontology annotation, biological process: protein stabilization.
GGGAAGAGGAAUCUAGACUGAACAGAUAGUGGGAAAUGUAUCUUCCCUUGUAAGGAACACGGUGCCUCCCCUCGCAUCCCUGUUUCCGAGACCCCGGAGUCACAGAUCUCAGUUCCGCCACUCUCGAGGCUCGGCGGCAGACGGGGCGGGACCGGGCCUGGAAUUGGCUGCUACCGUCCGACCCCCUUCACUGCCGUCCAAUCCGUAUCGCCCGCAGGCGCCUGCGCAAUGGGCCGGCCGUGGGGGGCGGGAAGCGCUUCGGGGCAGCGAAGCCCAUGUCGGCCCUGAGGCGCUCGGGCUACGGCCCCAGUGACGGUCCGUCCUAUGGCCGCUAUUACGGGCCUGGGGGUGGAGAUGUACCGGUGCACCCACCUCCCCCCUUGUAUCCUCUUCGCCCUGAACCUCCCCAGCCUCCCAUUUCCUGGCGGGUGCGUGGGGGCGGCCCGACUGAGACCACCUGGCCCGGAGAAGGCGGAGGAGGCGAUGGCUACUAUCCCUCUGGCGGCGCCUGGCCGGAGCCAGGUCGAGCUGGAGGAAGCCACCAGAAUUUGAAUUCUUAUACAAAUGGAGCAUAUGGUCCAACAUACCCUCCUGGCCCUGGGGCAAAUACUGCUUCGUACUCUGGGGCUUAUUACGCACCUGGAUAUACUCAGACCAGUUACUCCACAGAAGUUCCAAGCACUUACCGUUCACCUGGCAACAGCCCAACCCCAGUCUCUCGUUGGAUGUAUCCCCAACAAGACUGUCAGACUGAAGCAACCCCUCUUAGGGGGCAGGUUCCAGGAUAUCCUGCUUCACAGAACCCUGGAAUGACUCUGCCUCAUUACCCUUAUGGUGAUGGUAAUCGUAGUGUUCCACAGUCAGGGCCGACUGUACGACCACAGGAGGAUGUGUGGGCUUCAGGUGCUUAUGGAAUGGGUGCCCGUUACCCAUGGCCUUCAACUGCAUCCUCAGCACCACCUGGGAAUCUCUACAUGACUGAAAGUACUUCAUCAUGGCCUAGCAGUAGUUCUCCUCAGACACCUCCUUCACCACCUCUCCAGCAGCCCAAGGAUUCCUCAUACCCCUACAGCCAGUCAGAUCAAGGCAUGAACCGGCACAACUUUUCUUGCAGUGUCCAUCAGUAUGAAUCAUCAGGGACAGUAAACAAUGAUGGUUCAGAUAUUUUGGAUUCGCAAGUCCAGUAUAGUGCUGAACCUCAGCUGUAUGGUAAUGCCACCAACGAACAUCCCAGCCAUCAAGAUCAAAGUAAUAAUCUUCCUGAAGAGUGUCUACCUUCAGAUGAAAGUACUCCUCCAAGUAUUAAAAAAAUCAUACAUGUGCUGGAGAAGGUCCAAUAUCUUGAACAAGAAGUAGAAGAAUUUGUAGGCAAAAAGACAGACAAAGCAUACUGGCUUCUGGAAGAAAUGCUAACCAAGGAACUUUUGGAACUGGAUUCAGUUGAAACUGGGGGCCAGGACUCUGUCCGGCAGGCCAGGAAAGAGGCUGUUUGUAAGAUCCAGGCCAUACUGGAAAAAUUAGAAAAAAAAGGAUUAUGAAAGAAUUAGAAUACUGAAAGCCUGUUACUAACUUGACCAAAGAACUAUUGAUUUUGGUUAAUUACCCUCUUUUUGAAAUGCCUGUUGAUGACAAGAAGCAAUACAUUCCAACUUUCCUUUGAUUUAAAACUUGAAAAACUGGCAAAGAAAUGGAGGAACAUUUUAGUUAUGAGUUGUUUUCAGUUUUCAGACAAAUGAAUGUAAUAGGAAACUAUGGAGUUAUCAGUAUUGCCAAGUAGACUCAUUCCUUAAGAAAUUUAUGGAUAUCUGCAAGCUGCUUCUUAUCAGCAGGAGGGAAAUGUACUGUGUGUAACAGGCUUAUCAGAAACCUACCAGAUGAGACUGGAUAUAAUCUGAGACAAACAGGAUAUGUUUUUUUAAACGUCUGGAUUACUUGUCACAUUUUUGUACAUUGUGACUGCUUUCAACAUACACUUCAUGUGUAAAUUACAGCUUGAACUUUAGCCUUCUUAGACCUCUGUUUUGUUUUGUUAUUUGCAGUUCACAAAUAUGGUAUUCUCUACUUCUUGGUACAUUUUGUAGUAAUAUGUUUAAUAUAAUUAUUCAAGAGACUAUAUUGAUGCCCAGAUAGUAUAGCAGUUCUGAAUGAAUUUAUAUCUUUUCACCACUUGAAUAUAUUGCAAUGUGUAGUGAGUAAAUUGUUUGUCUCCUUUUUUAUAUAGAUCAUUAGGUUAGAGUUUUUACCACUUCUACUUUUUUCAUGGUAGUAGAAGGUAAAUUUGAAAAAGGUCUUUGACAUAGAAUGAAAAUGUUUGUGGACAUUUUUAUUUUUUGCUUUCUUAUUGUAUUUGGAUAAAGAUCCACUUUAAAAUUACCUGGUUUUUUUUUUUUUUUUUUUUUUUUACAAAGUAUACUUAUCUUUUCACUAUUGCUGCUUCCAUAGAGAGCAUUGUGAUACAGAUGAAAUAUUAAAUGCCACAGUGAGUAGAAAUAAAGACUAUAAAAAGUAAUAAAUGAUAUUUGAUAAUACCAUUCUUCAUCUGAAAUAUUAGUUUCAACCUGUGAGCAAAUUUCAGCUAGUUUAUAGUUAAAAACAAUGAGGGUAAAAGGGGAUUCAUGCUCAGGGAAUGAAUUAGCCAUAGCUAGAGUGGGAACUUAAUUAUUUUCUUCUUUUAAAGGUAGAUUUGAUGCUUAUCUUUAUUUCCCUAGAGUAAAUUAUAUAAAAUAGAAUUGCCUGUUUCAUAAAAAUAUGUUUAUUUCCAUUAUUAACAGUCAUUUUAGAGCCAGAUUUAAGGAAGGGAUAUUGAAAGGUUCUUAGCUGGCCUUGCUUGGGUAGCUGUAUGCUUUUAUAUAGAAUAGCCCUAGGUAAAUAACUUACUUUUUGUGUCUGAGGUGAGUUCUUGUAUACAGUAUCUGUUCUUGGAAAAACAGCUCUUUCUUCAUGAGAUAUCUAAGUGAUAAUUUUUUUCCUAAACUGCCAGUCCUAUUAGUGAUACUAAAUCUAUUGGCUAUCUCUACUCCUCAUAAACAAAACCAAACCAAUACAAACAUAUUAGAUGACGAGAGGAAAUGUAGUAAAAAUAUUGCCUGGGUCUUAUGGCUGGGAUAAGUGGUUUUAUAAGAUAAUAUAAUAAUAAUUUUAUUCUAGGAUUUUUAUUUAUGGCCUAAUAUAGGAGUGUUUAAAAAAGGCUUUUCUAUGAAAAUCAGAAAAUUAUAGUUGAGACUAAAAAUCUAGAAGGGGGAGAACCUCUAAGUUACCAGUGAGACAAUGACUAAUUCAGAAAGGAACACUGCUAUUUUACUGAGUGCCAAGAUGCUAAUUUCCAUGAAGUCUUGAUUUAUAUAUAUGUACAUACAUUAAUGCACAUAUAUACAUAUGUGUAUGUUUUUAAUAGUUAUUUUUUACAUUUUUGAGAUAAUUUUAGACUUACAGAAGAGUUGUAAAAAUUAAUAGUCCUCGUAUACUGUUCUCCCACUUUCCCCUUAUGUUCUCCUCUUGCAUUAACAUAGAACAUUUGUCAAAAUUAAGAAAUUAAUCUUGAUACAAUACUAUUAACUAAAGUAGAGAGUUUAAAAAGUAGAAAUUUAUUAGUCGUUUAACUAAUAUCCUUUUACUGUUCCAGGAUUCUACCUUGCGUUUAGUUGUCAUGUCCCCAUUGUGUUCUCCACUCUGUGCCAGUGUAUCAUAAUAGGGGAUACCUGAUGUAAUGUAUUUCUGGUGUUAUUAACCUUGAUCACUAUGCUGAGGUGGUGUCUGCUAGGAUUCUCUACUGUAAACUUACUGUGUUUUCCCUGUAAUUACUAAAUAUUUGCUGGAGAUACCUUGAGACUAUGCAAAUGUCCUGUUUCUGCUUAAACUUCUGCCCAGUCAUUUUGCUAUCCUUUGGCAGAUCUUGCUUGUGGCAAUUACUAUUGUGGUGUUCUAAUGGUGAUUUUCUGAUUCUCUCAUUCCUUCUACAUUUAUUAAUUGGAAUUCUCGUGUAAAGAAGAGUUGUUGUUUCUGAAUUUAUAUUUUUAAUUAUAAUGAGAUAUUCAAGAUAAGUACAAACUUAGAGCUUAAAGAUGUUAAACCAUGUUAAAAUGAUUCCAAAUACCAAUAUCAAAGAAAACUAAGUUGAUAAUCUAUCUCAGAAAAUAUAAUGAAGUUAAGAAGGAAAAUAGUAUUUAUGAUUUGUAAGAGUUUGUUCAACUUUUGACUUAAUAGUGACUUCAGACUGAAUUCAAAAUUUUCUUGAAAUGACUUUUUAAAAGUGUCUACAUUUAUAUGAUUUUGAGGGUCAUUUUGUCAAAAUCUUGAAUAAAGUUACCCAGACCUGGCAUGAUAAAA